This is a messenger RNA of Panicum virgatum (switchgrass), 1888 nucleotides long. RefSeq lists its product as uncharacterized. Lineage: Eukaryota; Viridiplantae; Streptophyta; Magnoliopsida; Poales; Poaceae. Bases 303 to 1481 code for a protein of 392 amino acids. The transcript is spliced from 3 exons. The record is from RefSeq and is a predicted model, not a curated record.
CUUCCCCCCUCUCUCUGUUUCUCUCAGCAGGGACUCGUUCGAGCGCGUGCUGGCCAGCGGGCUCAAGAAGCUGCCGUCGCAGUCUCCGCCGCCGGACUCGGUCCUGGCGUCCACGGCGCUGAUCAAGGCCAUCCGCCGCGCGCAGUCCGCGCAGAAGAAGCGCGGGGACUCCCACCUCGCCGUCGACCAGCUGCUGCUCGGCCUGCUCGAGGACUCGCAGAUCUCCGACUGCCUCAAGGAGGCCGGCGUGUCCGCGGCGCGGGUGCGCGCCGAGCUCGAGAAGCCGUGCACACCGGACGGCAAUGGCGCCGGAUUGGUCGUCGCUCCCGGGGGACCUCAUCAACCGCGUCGCCGAACGCCUCCUGGCCACCGACGACCUCGACUACUACAUGGACUUCCGCGCCGUCUGCCGCAGCUGGCGCUCCUCCACGACCGACCCAAGGAGCAACCCGCGUGACCCGCGCUUCCUGCCGCGCCAGUGGGUCAUGCUCGACGACGACGAGGUCCACCAGGAGACCGAUGCGCGCCUCUUCGUCAACGUCGCCACCGGCCGCUUCGUCCGCAGGGACCUGCCACUGCUCCGCAGGUAUUUCGUCAUCUCUGGCGCCGCCGGCGGCUCGAUCGUUCUCGCCAAGAUAGCCUUCCCGCACGCUGCCCGCGUCCUCAACCCUUUCACGGGCUCCUUGCUCCGGUUCGAGGCGCCUAUGCCUUACCAGAUGAUGGCCGCUGCUCCAGUCAUCAUCGGCUCUUCGCCGCCGACGCUCGUCCUGAUCUCCGAGUAUGCGGAAUCUGGUUCGAUCACAUGUGCUGAUCCUGACAGCGAACGUUUCAUCGAGUUCAAGGAAGAACGCUACAUUUAUCCUCCAAUCAAGUUGGCCGUCCGAGGCGCCAUAUACGUUGCCGCACAUGAGGGUGGAUCGUUGCCGUCGCUUCUUGUUCCUACGGUCAACAAGAUCCUUGAUGUAGCAUCUAAGCCGAUCAGGGACUAUUUUCCUGGACCAGAAGCAACCGAGAACCGUUGCUUCUUUGUAGAAUCUGCAGGAGAAAUGCUGAUGGUCUUCAAGAUGCCUCAUCGUAUCGAGGUCUUCAAGUUCGACGCCAGGAUCGAUAAGCUCGAACCAUUGAAGGAUUUGGGCUGUCGUGCCCUCUUCGUAGGGGAUCGCAGGUGCCUGGCUGUCGAUGCUGAAAAGCUCCCUUCUGUUGAAGCCAACUGCAUCUACUACGUCUUCGUCGAUGACGAAGAACCAUGGUACGAGUACCCGACAGCCUUGUACAAGAUCUACAGCCUCAAGGAUGAGAUUGAAGUGUGGUCCAGUGAAGUCAUGGACUCCCCGAAGGGUUCUCCACCUUUCACGGUCGUUCAGCUCCUCUGCAGCUACACCUUGGACGCCCGGGGCUCUGAACUUAUGAACUCCCCGAAGACGCGUCUUGCUCGCCUGGAGGAAUUUCUUGCCUAUGAUUCCAAAUCAGAAUAUAAUUGAGACGUCGUCGUUCAGUAAUCUACGCCUUGUUGAGGUCAGGACCUUGCCAUGAUAUAGUGAUUGCUGCUGGUGCUACUUACAGUGUCUCUUGUGACAGUUGAUGCAAAUGGGUUGGCUGCUCCUUUCUACCAAAGAUCCAGCUAUGGCAUUGUCGCCGUGCCUUUAUCGACAUAUAUUUAGAUCUAUAACUAACGGCUUGUAUGCCAAAGACCUUAUUUGCAGUAUUUUGGCUAAUGCCAGUUAAUGGUUUUUCAAGAACUACUGUAGUGCUUAAUUGUGUCCAUUGUCAUCGUGCUAUGUGUCAUCAGGUUUUGUGUUCGAUGUUGCCUCAACAUAAAUUGUUCGUUUGCUAGAUAUUACCAUGAACUAUGUUGCUUAAAGUCGCUAUAUGUUUCAGUAGGAUCUAA